UGACCCUUAGGUCUGUGCACAGAUGGGAAUCUGAAGUGUUGCUCCAGCCCAAGGUAAAGUGAACCGGAAGGCGUGAAGAGGCCUUGUCCGCCACACACAGAGAUGGGUUUGUGUCUCCGGAGGGUGCCACAGGCGGUACUUCGCACAGGACAGGCUGGCGUGCGCUUUUGUCUUGGUCUCUUGCCUCUUCAGGGUCCGCCCCGCCACUGCUCUGAAAAUGGCCGCCGCUCUGAUGGACUCUGCCUAGGUUUCCAUGGCUUCAGGAGUGCUUAUGAGCUAUACACAGGACAGUGUGACCUUUGGGGAUGUGGCUGUGGACUUUUCCUGGGAGGAGUGGAAGCUUCUUGAUGAAAUGCAGAGACUCCUGUACCGAGAUGUGAUGCUGGAGAACUUUGCCCUUGUGGCCUCAUUGGGACUUGUGUCUUCCCAAAUUCAUGUCUUGGUCCAGCUGAAACUGGAGGAAGACACGAAGGGGGCUGAUGGAGCACACUUGACUGUAGCCACAGGGGAGCCCUGGAGACAGGCUGUCUCUGGUUCUUGGUUUCGAGUGGAAGAUGAGGAGGUACCUUCACUAGGAUCGUCACGGUUUAGGGUUCCCAAAGUGGAUCUGGCUACUCUGAAAGCCUACCCUUGUGGGAUGUGUGGCCCAGUCAUGAAAGACAUUUUACUACUUGCUGAGCAGCAGGGAAUACAUCCCAGGCACAAACUACACACAUGUGGGUCGUGUGGUAGACAGUUCUGGUUCAGUAUAAGCAUCCCUCAGGACCAGAAGCAGCACAGUGGAAGGAAUCACCUCAGAGGUGAUGAGGACAGGGCUGCACAUGUGAACAUCUGCCAGCUUCGUGUGUCAGGGAAUCCUCUCACAUGUGAAGAUGGUGGGAAGAACUUCCUGUCCAGCUCAUACCUUGUGCAGCAUCAGACCAUUCACACCAAGGGGAAUUUUCCCGUACGCACUGAGAGCAAUGAGGCUUUUCAUGUCAGAGAAGACCAUUACAAGUGCAGUGAAUUUGAGAAACCCUUAAGCUACACACACAGACUUCUUCAACACCAGAGGAUUCACACUGGAGAGAGGCCCCAUGUGUGCAGUGAAUGUGGUAAAUCCUUCAGACAGAAAGGCAGACUUGUUCAGCACCAGAAAGUCCACAGUAGAGAAAGGACUUACCAAUGUAGCGAAUGUGGGAAAUCCUUUCGACAAAGCUAUGGCCUCAUUCAGCAUCAGAGAGUUCACACAGGAGCGAAACCUUAUAAGUGUAGUGAAUGUGGGAACUUUUUUAGCUACAAAACCACAGUUAUUCGGCAUCAAAGAAUCCAUACUGGAGAAAAACCUUAUGAAUGUAGUGAAUGUGGGAAAUCCUUUAGACAAAGGUCUGGCCUUAUUGGACACCAGACAGUUCACUCUGGAACAAAACCUUAUGAGUGUAGUGAAUGUGGGAAAUUUUUUAGCCGCAAAGUCACACUGAUUCGGCAUCAGAGAAUCCACACGGGAGAAAGACCUUAUAAAUGCACUGAAUGUGGAAAAUUCUUUAGCCAAAGCUCUGGCCUUAUUUCACACCAGAGAGUUCACACUGGUGAAAAGCCAUAUGAGUGCACUGAAUGUGGGAAAUGUUUUAGCCAUAGAUCAAGCCUCAAUUUACAUCAGAGAGUUCACACUGGUGAAAGGCCUUAUGUUUGCAGUGAAUGUGGGAAAGCCUUCAGCCUUAAAUCUGCUCUUGUUCGACACCACAGGAUUCAUAAUGAAGAAAGAACUUACAAGUGCAAUGAAUGUAAAAAAUCUUUCACUGACAAGUCUAGCUUGGUUAAACAUCAACGAAAUCACGUUGAAGAAAAGCCCUAGACCAAUGCGAUCUAUACGUGCAGUGAAUGUGGAAAAGGCUUUGGCAAACAAUCAAUCCUUAAUCGCCACUGGAGAAUUCAUACAGGAGAGAAGCCCUAUGAAUGUCGUGAGUGUGGGAAGGCUUUUAGCCAUGGUUCAUCCCUUACUCGGCAUCAGAUAAGCCACAGUGGAGAGAAACCUUACAAAUGUACUGAGUGUGGGAAGGCCUUCAGUCAUGUCUCUUCACUUACUAAUCAUCAGAGCACUCACACUGGAGAGAAACCGUACGAAUGUAUGAACUGCAGGAAGUCUUUCAGUCGUGUUUCGCAUCUCAUUGAACACCUGAGAAUUCAUACUCAAGAAAAACUUUAUGAGUGUCAAAUGUGUGCGAAGGCCUUCAUUCAUAGGUCAUCUCUUAUUCACCAUCAGAAAAUUCAUACGGGAGAGAAACCUUACGAAUGUAGUGAGUGUGGGAAAGGUUUUUGCUGUAGUUCACACCUUACUAGACAUCAAAGAAUCCACACUAUAGAGAAACAAUAUGAAUGUGACAGAUGCCUGAAAGUCUUUAGUAGUCUCUCAUUUCUUACUCAGCAUCAGAGUAUUCAUACUGAAGAAAAACCCUUCGAAUGUCAGAAAUGCAGGAAAUCCUUCAGCCAGCCUGAAUCACUGAAUAUGCAUUUGAGAAAUCACAUUAGGUUGAAACCUUAUGAAUGCAGCAUAUGUGGGAAAGCCUUCAGCCAUAGGUCAUCCUUGCUUCAACAUCACAGAAUUCAUACUGGAGAGAAACCUUACGAAUGUAUUAAGUGUGGGAAGACCUUCAGUUGUAGUUCAAACCUUACAGUACAUCAGAGAAUUCAUACUGGAGAAAAGCCAUAUAAAUGUAAUGAAUGUGGGAAAGCUUUUAGCAAAGGCUCAAAUCUUACUGCCCAUCAAAGAACGCAUAUUGGAGAGAAACUCAGUGCAAUGAACAUGGAAAAAUGUUUAGGCCAAAUAAGUCACUAUACAUGUCAGAAGUCAUAUGAGAGUGAAACUGUAUGAAACAGUAUUUGUUCUAAUGAGCUUUAGCCACAGAUCCUCUAAUUCAACAUUAGACAAUUUUUACUGAAGAAAAGUAUGGGAAUACCUUUAGUAAUGGUACAACCUUAUUGUCUAUCAGAGUUCACCCUCUAAGAAACUAUAUAAUGACAGUGAAUGUGGGAAAGCCUUUGUCAGUUGAUACUUAAAUGACAUAAGUAAAUCUACGCUAGAAAAAAAAACUACAUAUAACAAAUAUGAGAAAGACCAUAGGCAAUAUGAAUUUCUUAACAACUUGUGCAGUAGACAAGUUCUAGGAACAUAGAAAGUUAAGAAUGUGUGAGAAGUCCUCCAGUUGAAGUACAUCUCUCACAUUGGAGAGAAAUCUGACAUAAGCAGAUUGUUCACUGAAGGUUAUCUUGCUAGACAUUAGAGUUCUAGAACAACAUAAAGGAUGCUGGAAUGAUGCGUAGAUCUUUGCAGUGGUACUAUUUGUAAACAAAAUUCUACAAGGAGCAGACAAAUAUUUUUACAGCAGUACCUUGCAAUUUGAGUCCUAACAGAAAUUAUUUUUAGCUAAUGGUCAUGUGAAGAUAUUUAGUAAUCCAGUGGAUACAAUACAUGUUAUAAUGUUGAAAAUGAAAGCUGCAAAAGAAUGUUAUUAAAUUU
This is a messenger RNA of Fukomys damarensis (Damara mole-rat), 3496 nucleotides long. It is a transcript of the gene Znf181, whose product is annotated as zinc finger protein 181. The record is from RefSeq and is a predicted model, not a curated record. NCBI's taxonomy places the organism in Eukaryota, Metazoa, Chordata, Mammalia, Rodentia, Bathyergidae. Gene Ontology annotation, molecular function: RNA polymerase II cis-regulatory region sequence-specific DNA binding; DNA-binding transcription factor activity, RNA polymerase II-specific. Gene Ontology annotation, biological process: regulation of transcription by RNA polymerase II. The transcript has 6 exons.